This is a messenger RNA of Naegleria fowleri, 2265 nucleotides long. RefSeq lists its product as uncharacterized. Lineage: Eukaryota; Heterolobosea; Eutetramitea; Acrasida; Naegleriidae. Gene Ontology annotation, cellular component: cytosol. Bases 1 to 2265 code for a protein of 754 amino acids. The record is from RefSeq and is a predicted model, not a curated record. The transcript has 2 exons. Gene Ontology annotation, molecular function: mRNA binding.
AUGCCAGAACCAACAACAGCGCUAUCAGAAAAUACCUCUCUUGAAAGUUCAAUGAAAAAGAACAAAUCUUCAAAUACCAUUGAGCUUCUCCAAAAAGAAAAGCCUCCUGUUAUUUUGCAAUUGGGCAAGGAUGAUAAGUCAGCAACAAAUAACAACAUCAAGAUCAAUCUUGGAGUCGGAAUCGGAAGUAGACAACGCAAAGAAUCAGCAACAUCUGCCUCGCGAGUGUCUAAUGGAACUAACACCUUCAGUACAAGUGAUGCACUAUCAAAGUUAACUGAUGGUCAAGAAAACGUUUUGAGUUAUGCCAAUACAGCUUCAAUCAAUGAGGAUAAUCAACCAAAAUCUGUUGGAAUAAUUUCUACAGACAAAAUUCAUCACGAAAUUUCUCAACGAAAGGAUCAAAAUAAUGAGGAAGAGGAGAGCGACCAAGAAUAUGAAGAUUCUCAAGAACCUGAUCUUUGUAACGUGUUUGUCAAAUAUUUACCUCAACAUUUUACUGACCAAGAUUUAAGAGAGUUGUUCAAACCCUAUGGAGAAAUUGUUACUUGUCAUGUGAUGACAGACAAACAAAGAGACAAUGUAUCCUUAGGAUUUGGCUUUGUUAGAUUUUCAUCUGAGUCAGAAGCACAAGCAGCCAUUAACGGACUAAAUGAAAAACCUAUUGAGAACAAGCGAUUACUUUGCAAAUUGUCCAACAAAGUUGACAACAAAGAAAAAGAUCAACAAAGUAAUCUUUUCAUCAGAAACAUUCCUCCCCAUUACGAUGAAGAAAAGCUCAAGCGCGCAUUUGAGGUGUUUGGGCCUAUCACCAAGGUUAAAAUUAUGAGAGACCAAACCACUCAAAAGAGCAAGUGCUAUGGCUUUUGCGAAUUCGAAAAAAGAAGUGAUGCACUCACAGCCAUUCAACAAAUGAAUGGAUCUAAGCUCGAAGACGAUUCUUCAAAAGAUAUUCUCCCACUAGUUGUUAAAUUUGCUGACACCGAACAAGAAAAGCAAAAAAGAAAACAAAAAAAGAGACAAACUCAACAUGUACAAGCUCACAUUCCUCCCAAUGCUUUGCUUCACAUGAACACAGUUGCAAACGUUCUAGCAAACAAUUCUACUAAUGUCAAUCCAGCCAUGUUUUCCUAUCCAAUGUAUCAGCAUCCACAUCAAAUGUUAAUCAAUCCUUCUUCGUCAUUGAUUGACAGAAGACGAAGCUUAUCGGAUGAUAUACAAAACACAGAAAUCCCAUCUAACCCAUAUCAUGCAGAUAUGCUUUCCCAUUUUCAUCCUAUGGCCUACUAUGGCCAUGUUCCUCCACACAUCCAACAACAUCUUCCUAUGCCUCAUCUACCUCCUUCUGAUCGUAGUGCAGUUGUUGGAAGUAAGGCUCAACCAAAGAGCAUUGGAACCGAAGCAACAAACACUACUGAUAAUCAAAAUAGAGAAACUCUGACAGAUGUUAGGACAUCCCAUAAUUACAUGCAUCAUGGCUUUGGAAACAUCCCUUAUUACAACCCUUACUUCAAUCCUUACACUCUACCACCUCACCAAUUUUAUCCCUCUACUUUGCCUAUUUAUGAUGAAUCUUUACCAUCAGCCAAUAAUAAUGAUUCUAACAACAACAACAAUUACGCAAAACGUAAAGCAAUUUCCACACAAACAAAUUUAGAAAAAGCAGAAGAAAAAGAAGGAAAAUCUGAACCAGCUAACUUGUUCAUCUUCCACCUUCCAGGAGAUGUUGACGAUAAUAAGCUCCAUGAUCUCUUUAGUAAAUUUGGAGACAUUGAAUCUGUGAAAGUAAUAAGAGAUAGCAAGACCAAUUUGAGUAAGGGUUAUGGAUUUGUCAAAUACUUUAGCAUUGAAUCUGCUAUUGAAGCAGUAUCACAGAUGAAUGGCUACCAGAUUGGAAAGAAGCAUUUGAAGGUUUCAUUCAAAACUGAUGGAAAUAACUCCUCUGCCACUUCAUCUAGUACCAUCAACACGGCUCAGAGUAACGGCUCACCAAGCACCACAUCUAACCCAGGAUCUCAGCCUCAACGUGUUGUUGCGCGUGACAACCAAAAGAAUCAAAAUGUUAACACCUUCACAACCACAACGACACCUACAACAGCUACGACCUCAACUGCUUCCUCAAUACCGUCCUACAGAGAUGUCUCCAAAGCAGCCAUUCUUCUCGACAAUAAGAAGCAAAACCCUCCUACACAAACAGUGGCAGCAACCACCACUUCUCCUAAAUUGGUUGAAUUCCCUGCUCUUUCCACGAAAAAACAACGAUAA